AUGGAUAUCACGCCCGGAUUGAGCAAAUUUCGCAUUAGUUCCGCACCCAAGAGACAGUCCCAACAGCGAGGCUUGUCUCGAAAGUCUCAUACCAAGUCCCGUGGAGGCUGCCAAGCGUGCAAGAGCAGCAGAGUCAAAUGCGACGAGAAUCGCCCCAGCUGCCGCAAAUGCUUCCAGCGCCGGACGCCGUGCGUGUAU
Aspergillus uvarum CBS 121591 is the source of this 198-nucleotide messenger RNA. Its product is annotated as Zn(II)2Cys6 transcription factor domain-containing protein. NCBI's taxonomy places the organism in Eukaryota, Fungi, Ascomycota, Eurotiomycetes, Eurotiales, Aspergillaceae. The annotation marks the transcript as partial. The transcript has a single exon. The record is from RefSeq and is a predicted model, not a curated record. Gene Ontology annotation, biological process: regulation of transcription by RNA polymerase II. Gene Ontology annotation, molecular function: zinc ion binding; DNA-binding transcription factor activity, RNA polymerase II-specific.